AUGGCCGAUGGCCUGGGGUUCCAUUCCCCGGCCAAGUGGACCGAGGCCGUGAACCACCUUUCUGCAAAGCUCCGCGGCGCCGUCCCGGGUCUCGAGGUCCGCCUUGUCUUGGAGCCCGAGAUGGUGCCAGAUGACUUGGGCAAAGCAAGCUUGUGCGCCUGCAUCAAUGUCCCAAGGACCACCUGCGAGCUGCUCUCGUCCUUUGAAAAUCUCUUGGUUCUGUCAUCGCCCGAUGGAGUCAGCUCACUCGCGCGCCUUGUUCCACGGCAGAGCACUGGUCGUAGCGCCAACGAAGUGUUGGAGCGAUGCAUCGAGCUUUGGUCCAGGCAGACCUCGGAGGACUGCCUCUACGCGCUUCUUUUUGCUGUGCACUUUGCGGUCAUGCCGGUGGAGUUUGUGGCGCAGGAGCCCCAAAUAGACACCCUGGAUAAGGUGUUUACGCUUUGCACAGAGUGCCUAUCACAGGCAAUUUCAGCAGGUCUGGAUUCAGAAGCUCGGGCCUGCUUAUCUUGUCAAAGUGGCUGCGAUGUCCGUGACCAGACUCAAAUGUACCGUUGCACAGUGAGCCACGAGUCCGCACCCCUUGCCAGCCUGGUGCGUUGUUUCGAGCGGCGCGGCGUUUUCGACUGCGAGGCUCGCAUUCCCGACAUACAAUUUGAUCCGCUGAGCGAUUUCCGCGGGAAGCAGCUGAGUCUGGAAUUGGCCUGGGAGAUCAUGGAGGGCCAUUGGUCGGAUGAUCCUGCAAGCUGCUCCUGGAGGCCAGUGCUGGGACAGAAUCCGGCCUACGACUAUUUUCCCUGCCAGUUUAACAGUUGGUACAGAGAUCCGCGCGGGAAUCGAGGCUGGUACGAUCCUGUCUUCAAGGUUGUUACGCUUGAUGGACGCGAGGUCUGGCGCAAGCGUCACUACCGAGUCCUACCGGGUGACUUGCCUGGCAGCUUCAAUUUGAGCACCGAGGACAACGGAAUCUCCCUGCAAGAGUACUGGCGGAUUGUGGACGCGGAUGAUGGCCUCAGCUGGGCAGUGUUACACUACGCGGGUGCUGCCGCGAGGGUUGGCCAGAGCUACACGGGCUCACUGCUCGUAUCCAAAGAUGGCUGCUUGCCAGCAAGCAUUCCUUCAGAGCGCAUAGCAGCUGCAUUCCAGCGAGCUGGUGUUGCAAAGUUUGAGCUCUAUGCAAUCAAUCAGGGAGAGGCAUGCCUCACAGGCGGAGCCUGCGGGAAGCCGCCUCUCACCGAGUUUGCUGGUUUGCGACGGUACCAGUCACAGCUGGCUGCAUCCUGA
Messenger RNA from Symbiodinium pilosum, 1284 nucleotides. The record is from the annotation of a GenBank genome assembly. Lineage: Eukaryota; Dinophyceae; Suessiales; Symbiodiniaceae.